This is a messenger RNA of Hevea brasiliensis (rubber tree), 1185 nucleotides long. Its product is annotated as peptidyl-prolyl cis-trans isomerase FKBP19, chloroplastic. The transcript is spliced from 11 exons. The coding region runs from base 87 to 854 and encodes 255 amino acids. The record is from RefSeq and is a predicted model, not a curated record. Gene Ontology annotation, cellular component: chloroplast; thylakoid. NCBI's taxonomy places the organism in Eukaryota, Viridiplantae, Streptophyta, Magnoliopsida, Malpighiales, Euphorbiaceae. Gene Ontology annotation, molecular function: peptidyl-prolyl cis-trans isomerase activity.
UAUCUUCCGGCCACGUCCUAAUUAAUAUUUAAUACACACUCUCUCGCCUCAUUGGCCCAUGAUAAAUAAUUAAAUAUAUCAAUUCAAUGGCUUCCAUUUCAGUUCUCCGAAUUCCACCGCUAUCUGCUGGGAGAGCUUCAACCACGACCGCCACCACCACCACAACCACCAGAUGGCGCAUAUCAAACGCUGCUCAACCGUCCGGUUUCUCCCAUUCCACUUUAUGCGUGCAAAGAAGCCCCAUGAGUUACACAAGAGACAUUGGGAGAAGAGAAGUAGUAAUCUUAUCCGUUGGAUUGGUGAGUGGAGCUCUGUGGAAUGCUUCGAUUGACGGAGUAGCUUUGGCAUCUGAAUUCGCUGACAUGCCAGCAAUCCGGGGCAAGGAUUAUGGCAAGUCAAAGAUGCGGUAUCCAGACUACACUGAAACAGAUUCAGGUCUUCAGUUUAAGGACUUGCGAGUAGGAGAUGGCCCCAAGCCUAAGAUGGGAGAGACAGUUGUGGUUGAUUGGGAUGGUUAUACCAUAGGAUACUAUGGCCGCAUAUUUGAAGCUCGAAACAAGACAAAGGGUGGUUCCUUUGAGGGAAAUGAGAAGGACUUCUUCAAAUUCAAACUAGGAUCUGGCGAGGUAAUACCAGCUUUUGAGGAAGCUGUUUCUGGCAUGGCUUUGGGUGGAGUUAGAAGGAUAAUUGUGCCCCCAGAACUGGGAUAUCCUGAGAAUGACUUCAACAAGAGUGGCCCAAGACCAACAACAUUUUCGGGCCAAAGAGCCUUGGAUUUUGUGUUGAGGAACCAGGGACUGAUAGACAAAACUCUACUGUUUGAUAUUGAACUCCUCAGAAUUAUGCCAAGCUGAGUAAUCAAGAUGCUCCGCUUGUACCAUAAAAAAUUAGGUGCCGAUUCUGCUGGCACAGAAUAGCUCAUUACGGGAGCCAUGUUAAUAAAACACUACCAUUCCAGGGACUUGAAGAAUUUAAUUCAAGAAGCUGCAAAGGUUUUGUUCAUCAUUUAAAUAUCAUAGCUCUAUGUCUGUAGGCAUACCAAGAUAUGAAGGAUUGGAGAAUUUAGAUUUUAUCAUCUAGUUGGUCAAAAUUUUUGUCUUGUCUAAUCUUAUUUUAGUGUAAUAUCACUAGUGAAAAUUUGGAUUAUAUUGUGGCUUGUUCCCAAUGGAUGUAGAUUUCCUCUUU